ACGCAUUUAUCGCGCCCCUGAUUACCAUGGCGGCCCAUGCUAGCGAGCUGGAGAUCGCAAAAAAGAAUCUAACAGACGCAAUCGGAGACAACGUCAAGCACUACUGGGCCAACCUGAAGCUGUGGUUCAAGCAGAAGAUCAGCAAGGAGGAGUUCGAUGUGGAGGCGCGUCGUCUGCUGGCGCAGGAGAACGUGCAUGUCCACAAUGAUUUCCUCCUGGCCAUCCUCACGCGGUGCCAGAUCAUCGUCUCCACGCCAGAGGGCACAGGACCUUUACAGUGGCAGGGCAGCUGCUCUUCCAAGCCUGGCAAACCCAAAGUGAAGAAGAAAUUCCCAUCCAGACAAAAAUUUGAUCAUCGGUUCCAGCCGCAGAACCCUCUGAGCGCCGCCCAGCCGUUCAGCCCCAGAGAGGCUGGCAGUGAGGAGGAGGAGCUGCGCCUCAGCGCUCACACCAUGCUGCUGCCCACUCGAGGCCAGCUGGAGGCCCGCAUGAUGGUGACCGCGUUCGAGCUGGGUUUGGACAACGUCACAGACGACGCCAUCAGCACCAUGAUCUACGCCGUGGAGCACCACUUGAAGGAUGUCCUGACCGCCGUGAUCACCCGGAGGAAAGCGUACCGGUUGCGCGACGGCCGCUUCCCCUACGCGUUCGGCAGCGACGCCAUGCCUCAGCCUUACCUGAAGAACAGCCUUGCUGCUUACCACAGUGUGACUGAAUGUCCGCCCUCCAGUGCGUCCCUCCCGGCCGGUCCUCCGCCUCAGGUGUCACCUGACGAGGCUGAGCAGCAGGCCGUUCACCUGUUGGCGUGUUCUGCAGACCGGCCUUCGGCUCCGCUCCCUCCCAUCAACAUGUUUGAUCUGCUGGAAGCGCUGCAGGUCCACCACGCCGUGAUGCCCUCCCACACCAUGUACGCCCUGAACAUGGAGCGCAUCCUGGCCCGCCUGUGGCACCGCCACGAGGAGCUGGAGCAGGACCACGUGCACCGGCAGCGGCUCGCCGCUAAAGAGGGCAUGCUGGUCAGCUGAGAGCGGAGCCGGACCCUGAGGACUGCGGGGAGCCUCCUGGAGCAGUGAAGCGUUAACACCUGUGUGGGUUUACAGCGGAGGGGUCAAGUCUGUAAACUCCACCAGGUGUCGGCCGCUCGUGAACAUGCUGAAUAGGCCUCAUAAUUAUUCCUAAAAUGUUUACUGGUUCCUGGUUUCAGCGCUGGUGGUCCUCGGUUUCUGUACAGAUGAAGCUCGUUUUGUUUUUUUGUCCACAGGAGGCUGAAUGUAUAUACUUUGUAUUUUUUCUACACAGUGUUGAUUAUUUAUAUUGCAAACUGUAGCUCAUAAAGAAUUAAAAAGGUGUUUCGUA
This is a messenger RNA of Salarias fasciatus (jewelled blenny), 1356 nucleotides long. It is a transcript of the gene tada1, whose product is annotated as transcriptional adaptor 1. Lineage: Eukaryota; Metazoa; Chordata; Actinopteri; Blenniiformes; Blenniidae. Gene Ontology annotation, molecular function: transcription coactivator activity. Gene Ontology annotation, biological process: regulation of transcription by RNA polymerase II. Gene Ontology annotation, cellular component: SAGA complex. The record is from RefSeq and is a predicted model, not a curated record.